This is a messenger RNA of Pistacia vera, 496 nucleotides long. RefSeq names its product protein CHLOROPLAST ENHANCING STRESS TOLERANCE, chloroplastic-like. Gene Ontology annotation, biological process: photosystem I assembly; response to photooxidative stress. The transcript has 4 exons. Bases 1 to 384 code for a protein of 127 amino acids. Lineage: Eukaryota; Viridiplantae; Streptophyta; Magnoliopsida; Sapindales; Anacardiaceae. Gene Ontology annotation, cellular component: chloroplast thylakoid membrane. The record is from RefSeq and is a predicted model, not a curated record.
AUGUACUGCUAUGAAAAAAGUCUUUAUGUGAUUGAGGAGCUGAUGGAGGUGAAUGAAGGAAAGGUCCCAAAAGAUCGUGUUGCUCUUCGUAUGCUAGCCGAGGAAAUGGCACAGUGGCCUAAUUUAGAGGUGGAAGCACCUAAGAAAAAGUCUAGCAAAUCCCUAUAUGCAAGAGUCACGGACACUGGUAUUGAUCCAGAAUUGGCUGCUAAGAAAUUGAAUGUUGAUUGGGAUUCGGCUGCUGAAAUUGGAGAAGCUGACGAUAGUGAUGAAGCAGAAGUGCCCGCAGCAGUGGGUUACGGAGCACUGUACCUAGUCACAGCUUUUCCAGUUAUCAUUGGUAUCUCUGUGGUGUUAAUUUUGUUUUAUAAUUCCCUCCAGUAGAAAUUUUGUCUUCCCAUUUUACAAUCAGUUUUGUACAUUGCAAUUGUGGAAUGCACGAAUCAUUUCUGUUGUAUCAACUUUUGUGAAGUAAUUGAUGUGCUUUCUUGUUUAA